This is a messenger RNA of Hirsutella rhossiliensis, 1863 nucleotides long. Its product is annotated as DEAD/DEAH box helicase domain-containing protein. The record is from RefSeq and is a predicted model, not a curated record. The coding region runs from base 1 to 1863 and encodes 620 amino acids. The transcript has 4 exons. Gene Ontology annotation, cellular component: mitochondrion. Gene Ontology annotation, molecular function: nucleic acid binding; ATP binding. Lineage: Eukaryota; Fungi; Ascomycota; Sordariomycetes; Hypocreales; Ophiocordycipitaceae.
AUGUUCAGGCAGGGCAUUCGUCGCUGCGCUGGCCUGGCAGGCGCUGCCAGGUCGACGUCGAUGAUGCUUCGCACACGCGCCGCGCUGCCGACCGCCGCGUCGCUCUCUCGCCGCAAUGCGCCCCUGAGCCUGAACACAUUGGCCUUGGCCUCUCGUCUGUACAGCACUGAAGCAGUCGCCCAAGACGCUUCCAAAGGCCAGGAUUCUGUUCCCGGCGAACUCUCAAAUUUCGCAGACCUUGCGCAGCUCGGCGUCCACGAGAACCUGCUGGGCGCCAUCGUGCGGGACAUGAAAUACGAGGCCAUGACGCCCGUCCAAGCAAAGACCAUCAACCCAGCUCUGAAAGGCAACGAUAUUGUCGCGCAGGCCAAGACCGGCACUGGCAAAACAUUGGCUUUCCUUCUGCCCCUCUUGCAACGAAUGAUCAACGAGGAUCCCUCCCUGGCCAGGAGGAGCGCAUCUUACCGCGCGAGGUCGGAUGAUAUCCGGGGCAUCAUCCUCUCCCCGACCCGAGAGCUGGCAGAACAGAUUGCCGUCGAGGCCCGUCGAGUCACCAAGAACACUGGUCUCGUCGUACAAUCUGCCGUCGGAGGCACUCAGAAAUCCCUCAUGUUGCGAGAGGUGCAGCGAAACGGCUGCCAUCUCCUGGUCGCUACGCCAGGUCGCUUGAACGACCUGCUGUCAGACCCGAGAAGCGGCAUCGCUGCGCCCAAUCUGGCCGCUCUUGUCCUCGAUGAGGCUGAUCGCAUGCUGGAUGUCGGCUUUGAAAAGGAACUCGACGAAAUCGUCAGCCGCCUUCCGUCGCCCAAGGAAAAGGUUCGCCAGACAAUGCUCGUCUCGGCCACGAUACCCGACAACGUCAUCCGUCUAGCUCGCACAAUGAUCCGACCAGACGACUUCACAUUCGUGCAGACCAUCCCCGAGAACGAGUCCUUGACACACGACAGAGUCCCCCAGCACAUUGUACUUCUUGCCUCCUGGGCCAAUGCCUUCCCCUCCAUUUUUGAAUUAAUCGACCGCGAAAUGACCAAGUUCCGAGAGGAUCCCGCAAACUCGUCGCCCUUCAAGGCCAUCGUCUACUUCAACACCACGGCAAUGGUCGAGCUUUGUGCAGAAAUGGCUUAUCACGGCAGGAGGAACGAUAAGAUGCCGUGCUCCACGUUCGCCAUCCACUCGAGGCUCAGCCAGGGGCAGCGGAGCAAGGCUGCCGAUAUGUUUCGCGAGGCUAAGAACGCGGUCCUCUUCUCUUCCGACGUCACUGCUCGCGGCAUGGAUUUCCCCAACGUCACCCACGUUCUGCAGGUAGACUUACCUCGGGAUCGCGAGUCAUAUAUUCACCGUCUCGGCCGUACCGCUCGACAGGGCAAGGACGGCCAAGGGUGGCUGUUCAUGCCGCCGCUGUCCAUGAACAGCGCCAGGAGAACCCUGCAGGGUCUGCCGCUAGCUAAGAACGAUUCGCUUAUCAGCGCUUCUGUUGACCCUGAGUCGGGAGAGCCUACCCGACAUCACAAGGACGUGGCGCAGCUUAUGCAGAUGGCCAAGCGGCACUUCAGCAUUGCGUACCAAUCCCUCUUUGGAGGCCAAACCUCCAACAGGGAAGAGCUUGUUGACGACCUGAAUCGCUGGGCGGUCCAGGGCGUGGGUUUCCCCGAGCCACCAGCUGUGUCACCGGAUGGCCCGAGGGACUUUGGCCGUGGUGGUCCGAGGGAUUUUGGCCGCGAAAUGAGUCACCAGGCACGCAAGGACGAUGUCAGGGGGGGCAGGGGCCAAAGCUUUGGGCGAGGCGGCGGUUACGGAGGCAGGGGCAGGAGCUCCGGAGGUUUCGGCGGCAGGGACAGGAGCUCUGGAGGCGGGCGGUGGUAA